Molecule: messenger RNA, 936 nt
Organism: Pan troglodytes (chimpanzee)
Lineage: Eukaryota; Metazoa; Chordata; Mammalia; Primates; Hominidae
Gene: TMEM247
Product: transmembrane protein 247
Exons: 4
Coding region: 115-936 (273 amino acids)
Cellular component (GO): endoplasmic reticulum
Source: RefSeq, a predicted model, not a curated record
CAUUAUGAGGACAGGGGACUGUGAUGGUGGCCAGGCUGUGGAAUCUGGUGAGGCCAAAUGUCAGCACCUCAAUGAUGUCUUGUGACCCCACCUGGCAGCGUUCUGGUUUUCUGGAUGGCAGCAGAGGACAGGGAGAUGAUGGAAGCCCGGGGUGCGGGAGAAAGUGGCCCGACCUUCCCCAAGAUGGUGCCUGGUGACUCCAAGUCUGAAGGGAAGCCAAGGGCUUGUCUGGAGGCAGAGUCCCAGAAGCCAGACUCCUCCUAUGACUACUUGGAAGAGAUGGAAGCUUGUGAGGACGGAGGCUGCCAAGGGCCGCUUAAAUCGCUGUCCCCCAAGACCUGCCGUGCUACCAAAGGCCAGGCUGGCGACGGACCCAAACCCGCAGGGCUGCCCCCGGCCCCUGGGACUGAGCGCAAUCCCGAGAUGGAGCUGGAGAAGGUGCGCAUGGAGUUCGAGCUCACGCGGCUCAAGUACCUGCAUGAGGAGAACGAGCGGCAGCGGCAGCACGAGCUGGCGAUGGAGCAGCUGCAGCGGGAGCAGCUGCAGCGGGAGCGGCAGCACGAGGUGGUGAUGGAGCAGCUGCAGCAAGAGGCGGCGCCCCGCCUGUUUUCAGGAGGCCUCCAGAACUUCCUGCUGCCCCAGAACCAGUUUGCCAUGUUCCUGUACUGCUUCAUCUUCAUUCACAUCAUCUAUGUCACCAAGGAGAUGGUCUUCUUUCUCUUCACCAAGCACUACCUGUUCUGCAUCGCAGCCAUUUUGCUCUGUUUGAUUAAAACUUUCUGGUCAUACUUCCAAGUGCCUUUGCUCUCUCCCUCACUGGGAACCCUCGCCCCUGCCAUGCUAGAGUGUUAUCCGCCCAGCUCCCACUCCCUUCCUGAACUGCUGAGCCAGAAAGCCUUGAUGGGGUUGAAACCAUCAGAUGGAGCACAGCCGUAG